Messenger RNA from Salvelinus namaycush (lake trout), 2643 nucleotides. Its product is annotated as extensin-2-like. Lineage: Eukaryota; Metazoa; Chordata; Actinopteri; Salmoniformes; Salmonidae. The record is from RefSeq and is a predicted model, not a curated record. Bases 1 to 2643 code for a protein of 880 amino acids. The transcript has a single exon.
AUGGAGUGUUAUCACAGCCCUAAACCCGUGGAGUGUUAUCACAGCCCUAAACCUAUGGAGUGUUAUCACAGCCCUAAACCCAUGGAGUGUUAUCACAGCCCUAAACCCAUGGAGUGUUAUCACAGCCCUAAACCCAUGGAGUGUUAUCACAGCCCUAAACCCGUGGAGUGUUAUCACAGCCCUAAACCCAUGGAGUGUUAUCACAUCCCUAAACCCGUGGAGUGUUAUCACAGCCCUAAACCCGUGGAGUGUUAUCACAGCCCUAAACCCAUUGAGUGUUAUCACAGCCCUAAACCCAUGGAGUGUUAUCACAGCCCUAAACCCAUGGAGUGUUCUCACAUCCCUAAACCCGUGGAGUGUUCUCACAUCCCUAAACCCGUGGAGUGUUCUCACAUCCCUAAACCCGUGGAGUGUUAUCACAUCCCUAAACCCGUGGAGUGUUAUCACAUCCCUAAACCCGUGGAGUGUUCUCACAGCCCUAAACCCGUGGAGUGUUAUCACAUCCCUAAACCCGUGGAGUGUUAUCACAUCCCUAAACCCGUGGAGUGUUAUCACAGCCCUAAACCCGUGGAGUGUUCUCACAGCCCUAAACCCAUGGAGUGUUAUCACAGCCUUAAACCCGUGGAGUGUUAUCACAUCCCUAAACCCGUGGAGUGUUCUCACAGCCCUAAACCCAUGGAGUGUUAUCACAUCCCUAAACCUAUGGAGUGUUCUCACAGCCCUAAACCCAUGGAGUGCUAUCACAGCCCUAAACCCAUGGAGUGUUAUCACAGCCCUAAACCCAUGGAGUGUUCUCACAGCCCUAAACCCAUGGAGUGUUCUCACAGCCCUAAACCCAUGGAGUGUUAUCACAGCCCUAAACCCAUGGAGUGUUAUCACAUCCCUAAACCUAUGGAGUGUUCUCACAGCCCUAAACCCAUGGAGUGUUGUCACAGCCCUAAACCCGUGGAGUGUUAUCACAUCCCUAAACCCGUGGAGUGUUAUCACAGCCCUAAACCCAUUGAGUGUUAUCACAGCCCUAAACCCGUGGAGUGUUCUCACAGCCCUAAACCCGUGGAGUGUUCUCACAGCCCUAAACCCGUGGAGUGUUCUCACAGCCCUAAACCCGUGGAGUGUUCUCACAGCCCUAAACCCGUGGAGUGUUCUCACAUCCCUAAACCCGUGGAGUGUUCUCACAUCCCUAAACCCGUGGAGUGUUAUCACAUCCCUAAACCCGUGGAGUGUUAUCACAGCCCUAAACCCGUGGAGUGUUCUCACAACCCUAAACCCGUGGAGUGUUAUCACAGCCCUAAACCCGUGGAGUGUUCUCACAUCCCUAAACCCAUGGAGUGUUCUCACAUCCCUAAACCCGUGGAGUGUUCUCACAUCCCUAAACCCGUGGAGUGUUAUCACAUCCCUAAACCCGUGGAGUGUUAUCACAUCCCUAAACCCGUGGAGUGUUAUCACAUCCCUAAACCCGUGGAGUGUUCUCACAUCCCUAAACCCGUGGAGUGUUAUCACAGCCCUAAACCCGUGGAGUGUUAUCACAGCCCUAAACCCGUGGAGUGUUAUCACAUCCCUAAACCCGUGGAGUGUUCUCACAUCCCUAAACCCGUGGAGUGUUCUCACAGCCCUAAACCCAUGGAGUGUUCUCACAUCCCUAAACCCAUGGAGUGUUCUCACAGCCCUAAACCCAUGGAGUGUUCUCACAUCCCUAAACCCAUGGAGUGUUCUCACAGCCCUAAACCCAUGGAGUGUUAUCACAUCCCUAAACCCAUGGAGUGUUCUCACAUCCCUAAACCCAUGGAGUGUUAUCACAUCCCUAAACCCGUGGAGUGUUAUCACAUCCCUAAACCCGUGGAGUGUUCUCACAUCCCUAAACCCGUGGAGUGUUAUCACAUCCCUAAACCCGUGGAGUGUUAUCACAUCCCUAAACCCGUGGAGUGUUCUCACAUCCCUAAACCCGUGGAGUGUUAUCACAGCCCUAAACCCGUGGAGUGUUAUCACAGCCCUAAACCCGUGGAGUGUUAUCACAUCCCUAAACCCGUGGAGUGUUCUCACAUCCCUAAACCCAUGGAGUGUUCUCACAGCCCUAAACCCAUGGAGUGUUCUCACAUCCCUAAACCCAUGGAGUGUUCUCACAGCCCUAAACCCAUGGAGUGUUCUCACAUCCCUAAACCCAUGGAGUGUUCUCACAGCCCUAAACCCAUGGAGUGUUAUCACAUCCCUAAACCCAUGGAGUGUUCUCACAUCCCUAAACCCAUGGAGUGUUCUCACAUCCCUAAACCCAUGGAGUGUUAUCACAUCCCUAAACCCAUGGAGUGUUCUCACAUCCCUAAACCCAUGGAGUGUUCUCACAUCCCUAAACCCAUGGAGUGUUCUCACAGCCCUAAACCCAUGGAGUGUUAUCACAUCCCUAAACCCAUGGAGUGUUCUCACAUCCCUAAACCCAUGGAGUGUUCUCACAGCCCUAAACCCAUGGAGUGUUCUCACAGCCCUAAACCCAUGGAGUGUUAUCACAUCCCUAAACCCAUGGAGUGUUAUCACAUCCCUAAACCUAUGGAGUGUAGUGAAUGUAUUAGCCUCUCCGAGUAUGAGCCUGUCGCUGCAUGUCUGUACUGGAGCUGGGCUGUGGAGCUGGGGAUCCGCAACAUUCCUGCCUGA